AUGUCUAACAUAAGAGAUAGAAUCAUUAUGAACAAGAAACCUAUCAUUAUUGGUGUGGUCAUAACCAGCGCUCUAAUAGUAACAACGUCACUAAUAAUAUAUUUCACCUGGCCAGAAAUAGAAGAUGUCAAUAAUAAUGUGGUCAAAGCGGCAGAUAAAUUUAAAGAGAAUGCGGGAUUGUCCAGGAUUAGAGGCAAGGACACUAACAUAAUUGGAAGCAAUCCCGUUGUUGAUAAAGUUGAUGAUACAAAUAAGGUGGAUAGAAAUCUUCUGAUGAAAUUAGCGAAAAGUUGCGUUUAUACACCCAAUUCACAUGCAAGCGACAAAUAUACAGUUUCCAAAAUUGAAUUAAAGUGGAUAACUCAUAAUAUAGCCACAAAUAAUAAUGCUAACUCAAAUGCACAUAAUGAUUUUCCAAAAGCAAUCUAUAUAGAUUUAUUUGAUACAAAAAAAUUACGAAAUUAUAAAGAUAUGAUUAGAUUACCAUUUAAUUUAAAUGGUAAUUGGAGUGAGAUCAUCCAUCCCAUGAGAAUAUCAUAUUAUUUUGAUCAACACGAUCAAACCUUUUUAAAAAUAUAUAGUAUAGAAGCGCAAAAUUACACUUUUGGCUAUUCUAUAUUUAAUAAUUUACAGGUUGAUAAUACAGAAGGAGAAGAAGCGAUGACUAUAGUACUAUUGCUCAAAGCGCAAUUUUUACAUUUGAAAUUGUAUUUCAUGGGUGAAAAUGGCUGCAGAAACCUUGAGUAUAAAAUGGCUGUUAGCGAAGAUUACAAUCUAGAAAUCCAACCAAUAGGAAACUUCGAAUUGGUGAAUAAUGAUACUUUAGAAACCUCGCUCGUUGGGUACGGAAUGACAUUGGAUGUUGAAAAUAUGUAUAAUAAUCCACUGUUCGUGGAAAUAAUGGAUAGAAAAUCCAAAUUUCUUAGGACCCCCUGGCCAUUUAACAUCGCUAGAAUUGUGGCGAUUGACACGGCAGACGAGUUGAAAGAUACUCAGAUCGUCGAAUUCAUCGAUUUGAUUGAUAUUGAUUUGGAAACAUAUACAAUAUUUGGUAUAUACGAUAGGAUUAAUGCAAGUAGAAAUUUCAUUGGCUACCGCAAAAAAAUCAAUAAUGACUCAACGGAGAUAAAUAAAAAUUACCUCGUUGAAAAAGAAUACUUAGAUAACAUUAUACCGGUCAGUAUCAAAAAUUUGCCAUUUGGAGGAACAGUCUUAUCCCAUAUGUUACCAGCAGAGUUACAAGCAGGAUUGCCAACAAAGGAUGAUGAAUAG
Messenger RNA from Babesia microti strain RI, 1272 nucleotides. RefSeq lists its product as hypothetical. Bases 1 to 1272 code for a protein of 423 amino acids. The record is from RefSeq and is a predicted model, not a curated record. NCBI's taxonomy places the organism in Eukaryota, Apicomplexa, Aconoidasida, Piroplasmida, Babesiidae. The transcript is spliced from 6 exons.